AUGGAAGGGAAAGGCAACACGAAUGCGUUGCUGCCCUUUCGACCGACCAUCGCGCCGUCGGUCGACUCGGAGUCCUGCUUGAACAACGACAUCCGGUUUACGUUCAUUGGACCAAUGAACGACACAACGAUGCCGAUGAGGUCAAGCGCGGUGUAUGUGCAUCCUGCGUGCGACGUCACACGACAGCCACGCCAACCCCGUGGCCAUUUCGUGUGGGAACCCACAGCCCUCACGUGCUGGCAGCUGCUGCACACACCUGAAGUUCAGCAGCGAUUGUGGCAGAAAGCCGUAAAUCGCAACAUCCGGCAGGCAGCUGAGUCACCGUCGAUGAAGCGAAAGCGCGUCUCGGCUUUGAAGAAGAAAGUCAAACUGCGAGCCACAAAGUACAAAGAAACCAAAAGUAAAUGA
Molecule: messenger RNA, 408 nt
Organism: Aphanomyces astaci
Lineage: Eukaryota; Oomycota; Saprolegniomycetes; Saprolegniales; Verrucalvaceae
Exons: 2
Coding region: 1-408 (135 amino acids)
Source: RefSeq, a predicted model, not a curated record